CAAACAGCGAGCAGAGACGUCGACGCCAGCAGCAGCAGCAGAAAAUGGACGUCAAGUUGCUGACAGAGCUGCGGCUGGAGGGCAGCGCGCGCAGGCGUCGCAGCAGCGCUGCUCAACAACAGCAACAACAACCACAACAACAGCAACAACAACAACAGCCACAACAACAAUCACACACAUUGCAGCGCGGCAAGUUGUCGCGUCAGGAACGUGCCAUAGGUGGCGCCACCAGAAGCAAGAUCGCCAGCAAGACGCCUACGUCCGCUGUGGCGGUGGUGCCACCAAGUCGACAGAGCCGCAAGAGCAGCAGCAGCAACAACAAUCGCAGGGAGCGGGAAAGGGAGCGAGAGCGAGAGCGGGAACGGAUACGGCAACGGGAAUCCCCACUGACUUUGUCACGUGUGGCCUUUGGACGCACUUGCUCGGGUCGGUCAACGGGGCAUGCCACACUACCCCCACCCCCAGUGCUGCAACCAGCAGCAGCGGCACCUGUGCGUCACCGCGGACUGAGGCAUCGGCUGGACACGCCGCGUCCAAUGGCCAGGCCGAUGGCAGCGGCGCACGAGCAGCUCGAGUUGCUGCUCACGCGCAUUGAGCGAGGCUCCGAAGUGGACAUAACGCCAACAACAACACCAAUGCCAAUGCCAAUGCCGACGUCGACGUCAGCGCCACGGCGACGCAAGCCGGCGGCAGCGCGCACAGUGCGCAGGCAAAUGGAGCAUCCGCCGCCGGUGCCGACGGUGACGCCGCUGAGCAGUGCGCGCAACAACAAAAGCAACAACUAUGAGCAGCUGCAAUCAACUGUUGCUGCCACAACAACAACAGCAGUUGCCACCACGUUGACCAAUACAGCGACAGCGACUGCAGCGGCGACUGCGACUGCCACAGCGGCCACCUUCGUCCCUCUCACACAGAAUCCACAACUGCUAACGCCGGAGAAGCGUCGAGCGCUGCUCGAGCUGCUGUCGCGGGCAGAGCAGCAUGACCAGGAGAUCGUCAACAUAUUGCGCAGCGAGGUCAGCGAUGCCGGUGAUCCGUCCAGGGAUGCAAUGCGUCUAACACUCCAGAUGCUGCCGUUGGCGCUGAAGCCCGGAGAUUCACCGUACUGUAAGCACUUCUGGGCGGGACAUCGCUACCUAAAGGAACGUCAGAAGCUGUAUCAACAGCUUCCACCGGACGACUUGCGUUAUAAAGAGGUAAAAAUCUUGCGAGCUCCCGAUGGCAAUUUCUUUCUCUCGAAGCCACUCGAGGACGAGCUCAAGGAUGAGAAACAUGUGCUGGACUUUAUAGAAUCUGAGCUGCAUCGCAGUCAACAGACGCCAAUAACUCCAGAGCAAAGGACACGCCAAGAGAGGGCGUUGGAUGAGCGCCGGGAACUAGAUCGGCAGAAGCAACAGGUGAGUGAGUGUCGAGAACGACAUCGUCUCCAGGAGAUGAAGCGGCUGAAGAAGCAGGUGCCCAAGAAGAUGACAAAGCAGGCCAAGAAAGUGCAAGAGGAGGCCAAACAGUUGCCACAGUUGACACAGUUGCCCAAGCAAAUUGAAUAUAGCAAAAGACUGACUGUUAUUGAGGAGGUUGAACAAGAAGAGGAGAAGGGGGAACUGAACAAAGAUGCAAAUGAAAAUGGGGAUGAUGAUGAUGAUGAUGAUGUGACGCCACGCCCCACAGCUGCUCAAGCAGCCAUGCCGGAAGAUCUCAUGGAAUUACUCGUGCAACGUCAACAGUUCCGGGAGCAAUGUCGACGCAGCAGCCUUUACAACAAUCCCAACUGCGACACACCCUGGAAACUGUAUGCCAACAUUGCCAACAAACUCAGCGAGGAAUUGACGACGAAAACAGACGAGGAACUGCGUCGCAGCAUUGCGGGCUACAUCAAGGAAUUUGUGGACAACGAGGCGAGCAUUACAAAGCCAACAAAUUAAAUACCAUUCCUUUUCCCCAACAACGAUAACGAUGAGCGCAACAUUCCCCAUCCAUAUGCCCGCACCCAAGGGCAACUUAAAUUCAAUAAAAGAGUACGAACAAAUUACAAGUACACCAUCAACUGGAACCACAUCACCAUUUCGAACUGACCAUAGCACAAAUUAUAAAACAAAAAUCAAAUAAAAAUAUAUAUUUAUUUA
Drosophila innubila is the source of this 2123-nucleotide messenger RNA. RefSeq names its product AF4/FMR2 family member lilli. The coding region runs from base 45 to 1922 and encodes 625 amino acids. The record is from RefSeq and is a predicted model, not a curated record. Lineage: Eukaryota; Metazoa; Arthropoda; Insecta; Diptera; Drosophilidae. The transcript has 3 exons.